Canariomyces notabilis is the source of this 1026-nucleotide messenger RNA. RefSeq names its product HET-domain-containing protein. The record is from RefSeq and is a predicted model, not a curated record. The transcript has a single exon. NCBI's taxonomy places the organism in Eukaryota, Fungi, Ascomycota, Sordariomycetes, Sordariales, Chaetomiaceae. The annotation marks the transcript as partial.
ACCACUCCGACGCUGGCAGAGCCCAGGAACGAGGACGAUUCUCGCAUGUACCGAGAAUGGCUUCGAGUAUGUGACGAAGAUCACAGGCACGCCGACUACUACAUUGCCAUACUGCCAGCCAGGGUAAUCGUUACGAACCGGAGAGCAAUGGGACGAUACAUUACAUUGACCCAUCGUUGGCAGACGGACACUCCGAGAACUACUCAAGCUAACCUAGACGAUCGACGACAGGGUAUCAAGCUCAAUGAUCUACCGCAGAAAUUUCAGGACUCUGUACGCGCUACGAGGCAGCUUGGGGUUCGCUUUCUCUGGAUCGACUCUCUUUGCAUAGUUCAAGACGACGCGGGGGACUGGGCAGCUGAGCCGGGGAGGAUGGCCGAAGUGUAUGCUUCAGCUUACUGCACGAUCUCCCUUUCCCCUGCCGAAAAGGCACGCGGGAAUUUCGAAGAGGACGUGGAGAAGGGGGACUUGAGCCGGCGAGGAUGGAUACUUCAGGAACGGGUACUAUCACGUCGGAUUCUCCACUUCACAGGAGACGAAACGUACUGGGAGUGCGGUUCUGCGAUUCGAUCCAAGUCUGCCGGCGAGAUUGUGAGACCCGGGGACCGUGCGGGCGCUCCGGAGCCUUCGAGGCUUCUGCGUGGCGCACCGGAAGUCGGAUUCGCUAUGUUUCGCGAUUUGUUUGUUCGAUACUCGAGACUUGAGCUCACGGAGAGAUCGGACAGGCCAGUUGCCAUUUCGGGCCUUGAAUAUCGAUUAGAAGACCUUCAUCGAACAAGGAGCUUGUACGGAAUCGUUCGACGCUAUCUCGGCGAGAGCCUGCUUUGGCAGCGUUCCCAAGACAAGUGGAUGGAGCCUCUAUUCGACUUCAGAGACAAAGUCUCAUUCUGGUGUAUAAAGGGCCAGAGAGUGCCGUCAUGGUCUUGGAUGGCCUAUACAGGGGAAAUUGGGUAUAUAUCUAUUCCCACGGAUGGAUUACGCUGGAAGACCGACACCAAAUUCUGGGUUACGGGUGAAAAGGAUCUA